Molecule: messenger RNA, 3653 nt
Organism: Sinocyclocheilus rhinocerous
Lineage: Eukaryota; Metazoa; Chordata; Actinopteri; Cypriniformes; Cyprinidae
Product: colorectal mutant cancer protein-like
Exons: 18
Coding region: 1-2898 (965 amino acids)
Source: RefSeq, a predicted model, not a curated record
AUGGACCGCGCUCGUGAGAGCUGGGAGUUUGAUUCUGGAGCUCGAGACUUACAGAGUCCAGACCUGCAGUCUCUGAGACAAGUGCAUCCUCCGCAGCAGAGCGCACCGUUACUCCAGAAACUUGUGGAUCAGCCCAGUGUUCUGGAGCCUUCGGCUGGACUUCACAAGCUCCUGUCCCAGCGUCCCUCCGGCCGCAGCGGGGCUCUGGGGGGGAGCUACCUGGAACUGGCCAAUACUUGUGAGCAGUCUCAUCUGCUGCGGGAGCAUGAGGAGGUUCAGGAGAGGACGACGCUGCGCUAUGAGGAGCGAAUCACAGAGCUGCACAGCAUCAUCGCCGAACUCAACAAGAAGAUAGACCUGCUGCAGGGAGCCACCAUCAGGGAGGAGGAGGAGUUUUCCGAGCUUCGCUCCGAUCUCAGUCACAGCCAGCAGGAAGUUAACGAGGACGACAGGAGCGUCGAUCAGGACCCUGACCAGGCGUCCAUCUCACUGCCUGAGAACCAGUCCACACUGGUCACUGCAGACAUGGAUAACUGCAGUGACCUGAACUCGGAGCUGCAGCGUGUAUUGACGGGGCUGGAGAGCGUCCUCUGCGGCCGUAAGAAGAGCACAUGCAGCCUGUCCGUGGCGGAGGUGGACAGACACAUUGAGCAGCUGACCACCGCCAGUGAACACUGCGAUCUGGCCAUCAAGACGGUGGAGGAGAUCGAGGGCGCUCUGGGCCGUGACUUCUACCCCAGUCUGUGUGAGGAGCGUGUGCGCUGGGAGAAGGAGCUGGCUGGACUCCGGGAGGAGAACGAGAGCCUGACGGCGAUGCUGUGCAGUAAAGAGGAGGAUCUCAACCGCACCAAAGCCACCAUGAAUGGCAUCCGAGAGGAGCGAGACCGCCUGCGCAGACGUGUGCGAGAGCUGCAGACGCGUCUCCAGAGCGUUCAGCCCGGCGCUCCGUCCAGUCCUGGGCGUCUGACGCCGGCGGGACGUCCCAUCAACCCCAGCACCGGAGAACUCAGCACCAGCAGCAGCAGCAACGACAUCCCCGUCGCCAAAGUGGCAGAGCGAGUGAAGCUGUCGAAAACACGCUCAGAAUCACUGCCAGCGGAGAGAUCCGUCCUCGGCUCCGAAAUCAGCAGCAUCGGGGUGUCCAGUAACGUGGCUGAACAUCUGGCUCAUUCCCUGCAGGACUGCUCCAACAUCCAGGAGAUCUUCCAGACGCUCUACUCACACGGAUCCGCCAUCUCCGAGAGCAAGAUCCGCGAGUUUGAGGUGGAGACGGAGAGACUCAACAGUCGUAUCGAGCACCUGAAGUCUCAGAACGAUCUGCUGACCAUCACGCUGGAGGAGUGUAAGAGUAACGCCGAGCGGAUGAGUAUGCUGGUGGGGAAAUACGAGUCCAACGCCACCGCGCUCAGACUGGCCCUGCAGUACAGUGAGCAGUGUAUCGAGGCGUAUGAGCUGCUGCUGGUGCUGGCUGAGAGUGAACAGGGUCUGGUUUUGGGUCAGUUCAGAGCCGCUGGAGUCAGUGCUGUGGGAGAGCAGGCGGGUGAAGAGAGCAUCACACAGAUCCUGAAGAAAGCUCACGACAGCAGAAAGACGGCAGAAAACGCCGCUAAAGACCUUCUGACGCGACUAGACGGCAGCUGCGGCGCUGCGUUUGCCGUUACCAGCUGCAGCGUUCAGCCCUGGGAGAGUCUCUCAUCCAACAGCCACACCAGCACCACCAGCUCCACGGCCAGCAGCUGUGACACUGAUUUCUCCAAAGAUGACGAGCAGCGUCUGAAGGACUACGUGCAGCAGCUGAAGAACGACCGGGCGGCUGUCAAGCUGACCAUGCUGGAGCUGGAGAGCGUCCACAUCGACCCGCUGAGCUACGACGUCAAACCCCGCGGAGACUCGCAGAGACUCGACCUGGAGAACGCCGUGCUCAUGCAGGAGCUCAUGGCCAUGAAGGAGGAGAUGGCGGAGCUGAAGGCUCAGCUGUAUCUGCUGGAGAAGGAGAAGAAAGCUCUGGAGCUGAAGCUGAGCACGCGGGAGGCUCAGGAACAGGCCUAUCUGGUGCACAUCGAGCAUCUGAAGUCUGAGGUGGAGGAACAUCAGGAACAGAGGCGGCGAUCGCUCAACUCCACCGGCAGCAGCGCUGGAGCCAAAGACAAGAGCGGGAAGGUACAGUCCAUGCAAUACAACAUACAGCAACAUACUGCCAGGUGUCUGUUCACAUAUCCAUAUGCACAUCUGUGGAUAUAUCAUUACCUGACCCAUCUGAAACCCUCACACUUGUCCUUUGAUCCACCUCUUACACCCGGCCAGCCGCUCCACGCUGAAGUUCCUCAUCCGCCUGAUAAGAGUGGUCAUGACCCGAGAGGACUUGACCUCAGGCUGUGUAUGAACUCGGGCUCAGCGGUGGAGGAUGGAGGACACGUCUGGCCUGUGCUCUUCAUCCGCACCGUGCCUCUUCCUUCCUGCCCGUCUCUAUCGGAGGAGUGGAGAGGUAAGAUCAUUCCUCCGCUGAGGAACAGUGAAAGUAAAGCUUCUGGAAACAAACGCUCCUUAAGAGAUCCUGAGAAUCAGAUUUGCGUGUGUGUGUGUGUGUGUUCCAGAGAAAAGAAGCUGAAGGGUCGUGUUCAGGAGUUGGUCGCGGCAUUAGAAAGACUCACUAAGAGCAGUGAAGUCCGACAUCAGCAGUCGGCGGAGUUCGUUAACGACCUUAAACGAGCCAACAGUAAUCUGGUGGCGGCGUACGAGAAAGCCAAGAAGAAGCACCAGAACAAGCUGAAGAAGCUGGAGUCUCAGAUGAUGGCGAUGGUGGAGCGGCACGAGACGCAGGUGCGGAUGCUGAAACAGCGCAUCGCUCUUCUGGAGGAGGAGACGUCUCGACCGCACACCAGCGAGACCUCGCUCUGAGCCCAGACUCACACUCUCUUACAGUAUUUCACUGCAGCAUCCUCCUCACUAAACCCUCUGGACGGCAAAAACGCUCGUCCUGUCAUCGCUCACAAACCGCAGGACUGUGUUCUUCUGAGGGAACACAAAAGAAGACGUUUCUCAGGAUGUUCACGCUGCUCUUUCAAGCUGCAAAAACCAUCAUAAAAACACGAAACGACGUUUAAUUCGUUUUUCCAAUUCUUAAUUAAGAGGUUCACCGUUUUUAUGCGUUUACUAGUUAAACCCGGUAAUCGUGAUGACAUGAACACACCAUAAAUCCUCACAAUUAUUCAUAAUCUCAGAAUGAAAUGACAUGAGAAAGUACAGCAGCACAGACUCACUGGCAGCUGGUUUUGUUCACUAAUUAUAUUUCAUAAUCGUACAGUGAAGAGAAAUAGAGUUUUGAGCAAUAAAUGAGAACGAGGUUUAAACUCAUCCUCAGUUGAACCGCCUCACAGGACUAGUUAAGCCUCAGAUGAAAAUUCUGUCAUCAUUUACUCGCUGUCUUAAUAGUCUGUAAGUUAUUAAUAUGAGUUAUUAAUUUGUUAAAACACCACUUAGACUAAAUGUAAUUGGCUGAUGAGAUGUUGAACAAUCGUUAUAAGAUCUGUAUAUUAUUUUAUUGGUAACACUUUACAAUAAAGUCUAACAUUCAUUAACUAUAAAGAACGAAAAAUGAACAUUAAUCUUUGCUAAUGUUAGUUAAUAAAAAUACAGUGGUUCAUUUUUCAUAU